This is a messenger RNA of Etheostoma cragini (Arkansas darter), 2021 nucleotides long. It is a transcript of the gene gabrzb, whose product is annotated as gamma-aminobutyric acid receptor subunit pi. The transcript is spliced from 10 exons. Gene Ontology annotation, molecular function: GABA-A receptor activity; neurotransmitter receptor activity; extracellular ligand-gated monoatomic ion channel activity. Bases 307 to 1686 code for a protein of 459 amino acids. Gene Ontology annotation, biological process: regulation of membrane potential; nervous system process; chemical synaptic transmission. NCBI's taxonomy places the organism in Eukaryota, Metazoa, Chordata, Actinopteri, Perciformes, Percidae. The record is from RefSeq and is a predicted model, not a curated record. Gene Ontology annotation, cellular component: GABA-A receptor complex; synapse; neuron projection.
UCCAAAUCGGCCGCGAGUCCACGGCGUGCGUCAUUGCGCAGCGGCGAGUCCAGCACACAGCGGUUAAUGGGAAUCCGCUGACAGAGCACAACCAGUUGUUUCUGCAAGCAUAUGCAUGCGCGGAUCAGCAGGUGCUUCUCUUCACCCAAACUGGAUGGAAGUCACGGUAAAAACCGCACCAAUCUGAGAGAUCAAUCAUCACGGCACGGACUCCCUUUUCCAGGAUGCACUGACAUUUGUGACAUGUUCACGGCGAACGGCACUUACAGAUAAACUCCACCUGGCGUCUCCACUCCUUUGGCAGCCAUGUCUUUCUCAGUAUCUGGAAGGACCGUGUUCACUAUCCUCCUCAUCAGCAGGUUGUUAGAGAGCUCGAUGCUCAACGCAGAAGUGAAGGAAGGAGAGAUUCUACCUCCUACCAUUCAGAGGCUGAUGAAAGGAUACAACAAGUACCUAAGGCCUUUCUUUGACAAUGGUCCUGUAACAGUGGGUAUGAGCCUGGAUAUCGCCAGCAUUGACACCAUCUCAGAGAUCAACAUGGACUACACCGCCACUAUUUUCCUCCGCCAGCGCUGGACGGACGAGCGCUUGGUGUUUGAGGGCAACAAGAGCCUGAGCCUCGACGGGCGGCUAGUGGAGCUGCUCUGGGUCCCUGACACCUUUAUCGUUGACUCCAAGAAGUCCUUCCUCCAUGACAUCACCGUGGAGAACCGGCUGAUUCGCAUCUUCCCCAACGGGACCGUCCUUUACGCGCUGAGGAUUACCACCACCGUGGCUUGCAACAUGGAUCUGACCAAGUAUCCCAUGGACAAGCAGACCUGCACGCUCCAACUGGAAAGCUGGGGUUACAACGUCAACGAUGUCAUGUUCUACUGGACCAGAGGGAAUGAGUCCGUCAGUGGUUUGGACACCCUACAGCUGGCUCAGUACACAGUAGAGGACCACUACACAUCUGUCUCAGAGGCCGUUUAUGAAACUGGCAAUUACCCAAAGCUAGUCUUCCACUUUGAGCUGAAGCGGAGCAUUCUGUACUUCAUCCUCGAGACUUACGUCCCCUCCAGCCUGCUGGUUGUCCUCUCAUGGGUUUCCUUCUGGAUUUCGCUGUCCUCUGUUCCAGCACGUAUUUGUAUAGGAGUGACCACCGUGCUGACCAUGACCACUCUGAUGAUGGGGGCCCGGACGUCACUGCCCAACGCCAACUGCUUCAUCAAGGCCAUUGAUGUGUACUUGGGAAUCUGCUUCAGCUUCAUCUUUGGAGCGCUCAUUGAGUACGCCGUGGCCCACUUCUGCACCCUCACUCACAUGGACUCCCACAUGGUCAUGUACUCCCACCACAUGCACGACUUUGACGAUGAAAUGAACGGCAUCAUCACCACCAUCUCCAAUCACAACAGGGCCAAGAGACGCAAGGAGGCUGCUGCAACCCCGGCCCCGAGUCCUGCCUCCCUAGAACUCACUGUCAGCCCGUCAAGCCCCUCGGGCAGCGAGCCUAGGCCCGAGGCAUCGCCCCCGAAGCACACACACUGGUGCCUCACCGCUCUGGCCACCGUCCGCAAAGUGCUCCGCUCCUUAACUUGCUGUCACAUAGAGAACCCCCACCACAUAGACAACUACUCCAGAGUCACCUUCCCCCUUUCUUUUGUGAUGGUUAACCUGCUCUACUGGAUAUAUUAUCUGUACUUUUAGCAUUCGCUCGAGUACAGCAUGUGUCCCAGAGAGUGUGAGACGGAGAGUACAUGUGGAAAAGUGUAUUUUACUGUACGUAUGUACAGUAAGUGUUAUAUAGGUGUGUUUUGAGAUGAGUGUGUAAAAUGUCUGCAUUUGGAUUCAAGGGCAAAGUAGCAUACUCGCAUAGGGUUGUUUUGCAGGAAAAGUAAGGCUUAUGAUUACAGCUUCAAUUUUUGCUACUUUAAAUUCAAUGUAGGCUGGUCUUGUUAAAAAUAUACCCAUCUGACACUGACUGGGUGAGAUUUGGUCAAUGCUGAUACACGUUGAGACGAAAGGAACAUUGCUUACAAAGG